AUGGCUACCGACAAUAAAGGAUAUAGUAGUGAAGAAAAUGAUCGAACAGUUCCAUAUUCACAAUAUGAUGGACAUUUUGAGGAUUAUGAGGAUGAAGAGCCAGAAUUCUCAACAUACUUUACAGACCAGAAAGUUGAAAUUCCAACAUUUCCAGAUGAUGAUAAACUCCGAUUUAGUUUUAAAAAGUUAUGGGCAUUCACGGGACCUGGAUUUCUUAUGAGCAUUUCAGCAUACCUCGAUCCUGGAAAUAUCGAGAGUGAUCUACAAUCUGGAGUCGUAGCUAAAUAUAGACUUUUAUGGGUACUCAUGUGGGCAACAAUAUUAGGUCUUCUUAUGCAACGGCUGUCUAUGAGAAUUGGUGUUGUAACGGGCUUACAUCUAGCUGAAAUGUGUUACAGACAAUACAAAAGACUGCCUAGAAUACUUUUAUGGAUUAUGAUUGAAAUAGCUAUUAUAGGUUCCGACAUGCAGGAAGUAAUUGGAACCGCAAUUGCAAUUUAUUUGUUAUCAAUGAAAGCUAUUCCUAUUUACGUUGGAGUGAUUAUCACAGUUUUUGACACAUUCACAUUCCUGUUGAUGGACAAAUAUGGACUGAGGAAAUUGGAGUUCUUCUUCGCAUUUCUAAUUACAGUCAUGGCUGUAACGUUUGGCUAUGAGUUCUUUAUCGUUAAACCUGAAGCAACAGAAAUGAUCAAAGGAGCUUUAAUUCCAUGGUGUGAAGGUUGUGAUAGUCGAGCAUUACUUCAAGCUAUUGGAAUUGUUGGAGCAGUCAUUAUGCCACAUAACUUAUAUCUUCAUUCAGCACUAGUUAAAUCUAGAAAAGUUGAUCGACAUCAGCCAUCAAAAGUCAAGGAAGCAAAUUAUUAUUUCUUUAUUGAGGCAUCGAUUGCACUUUUCGUUUCAUUUUUAAUCAACGUAUUUGUUGUUUCUGUAUUUGCACAUGGACUUAGUGGAAAGACAAAUGAACAGAUUGUCGAGCAAUGUCAAAAUAAGACUAUUUAUGAAGAAGCUAAAGCAAUAUUUGUUGGAGAUGAACUAGAUGCUGAUAUUUAUAAAGGUGGAAUUUUUCUAGGCUGUUCAUUUGGAGUCUUUGCUAUGUAUGUGUGGGCUAUUGGCAUUUUAGCUGCUGGACAGAGCUCAACUAUGACAGGAACAUAUUCUGGUCAAUUUGCGAUGGAAGGCUUCCUUAAUCUAAAAUGGGCUCGAUGGCAUAGAGUUUUGGUAACUCGAAUGAUUGCAGUAGUUCCAACAUUCGCUGUCGCAUUUUACAGUGAAAUUGAACAAGUAACGAAAAUGAAUGACUAUCUGAAUGCUAUAAUGGCACUUCAACUGCCAUUUGCAACAAUUCCUACAAUUGCGUUCUCAUCAUCAGUGGCAAUUAUGGGAGAGUUUGUGAAUGGAUUUUGGAAUAAAUUGAUAUCAAUUUUGUUAAGCGUCACAGUGAUAGGAAUAAAUUUAGCAUUUAUUAUUAGUCGAAUCAAUUUGGCUCAUCUGACUGGCAUGUGGAUAGCAUUAAUUGUGAUAUUUUCAAUAUUCUACGUUCUGUUCUGUAUAUAUUUGGUCAUUCACAUGAUCUGCCUAAUGAAAUCCGAUGGUGCAUUAUCGCAAUCCAAUUUUGCGAGAAAAUAUGUAAUUAAGAACACAAGUCAUUUGGCAGAUGCUGGAAAUGAUUCUUCAGUAACAAGUGCUAAUACCGUUCGCAAACGGAUAAUUACAGACGAUAAAGUUGUGAAUACAAAAUUGUAAAAAACAAUGUCAAAAGACAAAAACAAAACUUAAUUAACAAAUUACACAAUCCAUAAUGUAUCUCAAAAACAUCAUUAUUUAUAGAAAUAUUCUUUUCAGAAAAGAGUAAAAUAAAGAAGAUUAUUUAAAUAAAG
This is a messenger RNA of Chironomus riparius, 1880 nucleotides long. Lineage: Eukaryota; Metazoa; Arthropoda; Insecta; Diptera; Chironomidae. The record is from the annotation of a GenBank genome assembly.